AUGGCCAAUGAAGCGAGACCUUGCCCAUGUGACAUUGGAGACAGGUUUGAGUAUGGGGGCCUUGGGCAUGAAGUGCAAGUUGAGCACAUCAAGGCGUAUGUUUGCAAACCAUCUGCCAGCACGGAAAAAGCUGUGAUUGUGAUUCAAGAUAUAUUUGGAUGGCAACUCCCAAAUACCAGAUAUAUGGCUGAUAUGCUUGCAGCUAAUGGAUACAUAGCCAUCUGCCCCGACUUUUUUGUGGGAAAAGAACCUUGGAAUCCUUCUGAUGACUGGUCCACCUUUGGUGAAUGGCAGAAAACACGAGAAGCCAGAAAAACAGACAAGGAAGCUGAUGUUGUCUUGAAGUAUCUAAAGCAGCAAUGCAGUGCAAAGAAGAUCGGUGUUGUCGGAUUUUGCUGGGGUGGAAUUGUCGUACAUCACCUGAUGAUGAAAUACCCUGAGUUAAAGGCAGGUGUGUCUGUCUAUGGAAUAAUCAGGGACUCUGAUGACAGAUACAGUUUACUGAAGCCUACAUUUUUCAUUUUUGGUGAAAAAGAUGAUGUCAUUCCUCUUGACCAAGUCACCUUACUGGAGCAGAAGCUGAAACAACACUGUAAAGUUGAUUACAGAGUUAAAACUUACCCUGGGCAAACUCAUGGUUUUGUACAUCGCAGGAGAGAAGAUAUUAAUCCUCAAGAUAAACCUUACAUUGAGGAAGCAAGAAAGGACAUGAUCAGCUGGCUAAAUAAAUAUAUUUAA
Emys orbicularis (European pond turtle) is the source of this 738-nucleotide messenger RNA. Its product is annotated as carboxymethylenebutenolidase homolog. Lineage: Eukaryota; Metazoa; Chordata; Testudines; Emydidae. Gene Ontology annotation, molecular function: hydrolase activity. Bases 1 to 738 code for a protein of 245 amino acids. The transcript has 5 exons. The record is from RefSeq and is a predicted model, not a curated record.